AUGUCAAAGGUUGAGAAUCAGGAGGGAGUUAUCAACUUCGAUGAAAUCUUACGUGAGACCGACUCAUUCAUGGUUGCUCGUGGUGAUCUUGGGAUGGAAAUCCCAGUUGAGAAGAUCUUCCUGGCACAGAAAAUGAUGAUAUACAAGUGUAAUCUUGUUGGCAAGCCUGUGGUAACUGCCACGCAGAUGCUUGAAUCCAUGAUCAAGUCUCCACGGCCCACUCGUGCAGAGGCCACUGAUGUAGCUAAUGCUGUCCUGGAUGGCACAGAUUGUGUAAUGCUUAGUGGGGAGAGUGCGGCUGGGGCCUAUCCAGAGAUUGCCGUGAAAAUCAUGGCUCGAAUUUGUAUCGAGGCAGAGUCUUCUCUUGACUAUGGGGCUAUUUUCAAAGAGAUGAUAAAGUCAACCCCACUGCCGAUGAGCCCAUUGGAGAGCCUUGCAUCCUCAGCUGUCCGUACAGCUAACAAGGCUAAAGCGAAACUUAUUGUUGUCAUGACGCGAGGUGGGACUACGGCCAAGUUAGUUGCCAAGUACAGGCCAGCUGUGCCAAUUCUAUCAGUAGUAGUCCCAGUUUUGACAACAGACUCAUUUGAUUGGACAAUAAGUGAGGAGACCCCAGCUAGGCAUAGCCUUAUAUACAGGGGCCUGAUUCCACUUCUUGCAGAAGGAUCUGCCAAGGCCACUGAUGCAGAAUCAACUGAGGUGAUCUUGGAAGCUGCCUUGAAGUCUGCAACAGAGAAGGUGCUAUGCCAGCCUGGUGAUGCUGUUGUGGCACUUCACCGUAUUGGAGGUGCCUCUGUUAUCAAGAUCUGCAUAGUGAAGUGA
Ilex paraguariensis (yerba mate) is the source of this 822-nucleotide messenger RNA. The record is from the annotation of a GenBank genome assembly. Lineage: Eukaryota; Viridiplantae; Streptophyta; Magnoliopsida; Aquifoliales; Aquifoliaceae.